Messenger RNA from Lolium rigidum, 672 nucleotides. RefSeq lists its product as uncharacterized. Lineage: Eukaryota; Viridiplantae; Streptophyta; Magnoliopsida; Poales; Poaceae. The record is from RefSeq and is a predicted model, not a curated record. The transcript has 5 exons. Bases 255 to 599 code for a protein of 114 amino acids.
CAAUGAUUUUAUUCACAUCCCAUGGAGACGAAAACCAAAUUCAUCAUGGUGUAAUUGUGAUGAUCCAAAUGAGUACUUCAGGUCUGUUUGUAGCCUUAUUUUCUGGUUACGUACUGACAACAUAUUCGCAUUUUCUCUAGUAAGUCCUAUUUUGUUUCAGGAUAUGAGGGGUAUAGCUCAGGACCACGUCCCUAGCAGCCACCACGCUGCUGAUGUCAUUGGAGAGGUCGCCGUUGCAGUAGUGCUGCUUGGCCAUGGACAACCUCAAGCACGAGGUGACCAGGAUGGACACACUCGCGCACAUCACCUUCAAGGGCCUUUUCAAGUUGCUUGAAUGCUUUGUGUACAUCUGUUCUCUAAUCUGGUACUUAUUGAUACUUGUACUACAAUGUGAUUCAACAAACGCAAUGGUGCUGCAAUAUAAAUGGACUUGUCCAGCAAUCUGUUGUGGGGAUCAGGAGCCUCACUCGUCUGCGUUUCCUGUAGGAGUGUGUCUACCAAUUUCUUCUGGGUGGAGGGGGUUCCUGAGCGUCAGCAUCCUCAGAACAUUCAAGAUUAACUUGAAGGAACAUUGCGUUGGACGAGUUUGGCUGCCGUAAAGACUAAAGUGGAGUUAUGAAUGCCCGCUGAAUCGAGCUCGCUAAUCCAAUGAAGAAUGCUUUAAUUUUUAAA